Molecule: messenger RNA, 339 nt
Organism: Candidozyma haemuli
Lineage: Eukaryota; Fungi; Ascomycota; Pichiomycetes; Serinales; Metschnikowiaceae
Product: DNA-directed RNA polymerase II core subunit
Exons: 1
Coding region: 1-339 (112 amino acids)
Biological process (GO): transcription initiation at RNA polymerase II promoter; maintenance of transcriptional fidelity during transcription elongation by RNA polymerase II; transcription-coupled nucleotide-excision repair
Cellular component (GO): RNA polymerase II, core complex
Molecular function (GO): zinc ion binding; nucleic acid binding; DNA-directed RNA polymerase activity
Source: RefSeq, a predicted model, not a curated record
AUGGCUUCCUUCCGCUUCUGUGCCGAGUGCAACAAUAUGUUGUACCCCAGAGAGGAUAAGGAUAAUGCUAGACUCCUUUACUCCUGCCGAAAUUGUGACUACACAGAGUUGGCGGAGAACCCAAAAGUCUACCGUCAUGAGCUUAUCACCAACAUUGGUGAAACAGCUGGUGUGGUGCAAGAUAUCGGCUCGGAUCCUACCUUGCCAAGAUCAAAUAAAACAUGUCCGUUUUGUGGGAACCAUGAGUGUGUGUUUUUCCAGUCACAGCAAAGAAGAAAGGACACUUCUAUGAUCUUGUUUUAUGUGUGCUUGGAAUGUAAAAAAGUUUUCAGAGCAUGA